Aspergillus ibericus CBS 121593 is the source of this 1144-nucleotide messenger RNA. RefSeq names its product NAD-dependent epimerase nscE (gene nscE). The coding region runs from base 93 to 1034 and encodes 313 amino acids. Lineage: Eukaryota; Fungi; Ascomycota; Eurotiomycetes; Eurotiales; Aspergillaceae. The transcript has a single exon. The record is from RefSeq and is a predicted model, not a curated record.
AGCAAUUAUAAUUCCAAUUGAGUUCUACAGUCGAGCAUACAGUCGAGCAUACAGUCAACCACUACGAACAACGUCAGAAGCCAAUUAAUACAAUGUCGACCAUCUUCAUCACCGGUGGUACAGGCUACAUCGGCCGGGUUAUUAUCGAGCGAGCCCUCCAGAAAGGGUAUCUCGUGCGUGCGCUCUCUCGCAGCGCGUCCGGCGACGACUUCCUCACCUCCCUGGGGGCUGUACCCGUUCGAGGAACGCUCGAAACCUACGACAUUCUGAACGCGGAGGCCCGCAACGCGGAUAUCGUGCUGCACUUGGCGUUCGUUCACGACUUUACUAAGCCUUUGAAGGAGCUCAUCCCGAUUGAUAUCAAGGCGGUGGAUGCAAUGGCGGAAGCAUUGGCGGGCACGGGCAAAGCCCUGGUGGUGACGAGUGGGACGGGGCUCAUUCAGCCGGAUCCAGAGGGGAAGGAGACGGACGAGGAGUCGCCCGUGGCUCCGGAUGGGCAUUUCACGGUGCGGCGGGAGGCAGAGACAAAGGCGCUGGCGUGGGCCGAGAAGGGGGUCAGGGUGUCGGUGAUUCGGUUGCCGCAGUAUGUCUAUGGACGGAGGAAUCGGGUGUGGUUUGCGUCGGGAUGGAUUAAGGUGGCGGUGAAAUAUGGGGUGGCUGGGUAUCUUGGGGAUGGGAAGCACUGCUUCUCUCAGGUGCAUGUGGAUGAUGCGGCUGAGUUGUAUCUGCUUGCUGCGGAGAAGGCGGGUGCGGGGGAGGUGUUUAAUGGGGUUGCUGGGACGGAUACGUCGUAUCGACAGCUGGCGGAGGCGAUUGGAGAGGUGGCGGGCGUCCCGGUUCGGAGCGUUGCGAGAGAGGAAGCUACGGCGAGAUGGGGCCCGUUUUUGGUGGCCUUUGCGAGUACGGGGAAUAGGGCUUCGGGGGCGAAGGCGAGGAGACAGCUUGGAUGGGUGGUGGAGAUGCCCAGUUUGUUGAGUGAGAUUCGGGAGGGCAGUUAUAGGGAGCUGGUGGACGUGUUCAGAAGAAGUAACUGAUGGUUUGGGGUUUGAUAAGAGGGAUGAGUUGAUAGUAUCAGAUUUGUCUAGCAAGUGUUACGAUGGCCUAGAAAGUAAAGGAAUAUCACGGAGGCGAAUGUAUAUCUGGC